Molecule: messenger RNA, 2049 nt
Organism: Cornus florida
Lineage: Eukaryota; Viridiplantae; Streptophyta; Magnoliopsida; Cornales; Cornaceae
Product: cytochrome P450 734A1-like
Exons: 5
Coding region: 260-1852 (530 amino acids)
Biological process (GO): brassinosteroid metabolic process; brassinosteroid homeostasis
Molecular function (GO): monooxygenase activity; iron ion binding; heme binding
Source: RefSeq, a predicted model, not a curated record
GAGUGUUGGUUUCAAUUAGGCUACACCAUCAAGUGACAGAUGUUGUAGGUCUAUUUAAUAAUUUCUUGAUUGAGCGGGUAUGAAAUCACCAAUGACUUGCCAAAAAAUUAUACUCCCAUUUACCCAAAUUUAGAAAGUAAAAAAUAAAAUGUAACUGGCACCUAUAUAUAUAUAUAUAUCUCUCUCUCUCUAUAAAGACACCAUAGACUCGUAGCAAGAUAGAAGAUGAAAUAGUUUUUGUUGGUAAAAGGAGGCAAGUAUGGAGGACAAGUUUAACUACUUGUUUUGGAUUCUAAUCAUUUCAUACACAGUGAUGGUCAUUGUGUUCAAGAUAAUGGUGAAUCUAUGGUGGAGACCUAGAAAAAUUGAACAACACUUCUCUAAGCAAGGAAUUGAAGGACCUCCGUACCGCUUCUUCGCCGGCAACAUGAAGGAGCUUCUGUGUUUGAUGUCAAAGGCUGCUUCUCAACCCAUGCCAGCUCUCUCUCAUAACAUACUCCCUAGGGUUCUCUCCUUCUAUCAUCACUGGAACAAAAUCUACGGUGCAACCUUUCUUGUAUGGUUUGGAACCAGGGCUCGUCUCACAAUCUCUGAUCCUGUCCUCAUUCGAGAGAUUUUCAUCCUGAAAUCAGACUUGUUUGAGAAAAAUGACUCACCCCACCUUGUAAGAAAGGCUGAAGGUGAUGGCUUGUUAAAUCUAAAGGGACCAAAAUGGGCUCAUCAUAGAAAGAUUAUCAGACCAACUUUUCAUUUGGAAAAUCUCAAAAUGAUGAUACCCAUGAUGGGAAAGAGCAUAGCCAAGAUGUUGGAUAAAUGGGCGGAAAUGUCAAAUUGUGGGAAGGUGGAAAUUGAAAUCUCAGAAUGGUUCACAACUUUAACGGAAGAGGUUAUUAUGCAAACAGUGUUUGGUAGCGGUCAUGAAGAUGGAAGACCAAUUUUUAAAUUACAAACACAACAAAUGAUUUUUGCCAUACAAUCGUAUAACAAUGUUCACAUUCCCGGAUUCAGGUUCCUACCCACUAAAAAAAAUAGAAUUUGUUGGAGAUUGGAUAGUGAAAUUGGAAACUAUUUAGUGAAGCUCAUCCAUGAGAGGAUAAAGAAUUACAGUACAAAUCAAGUGUCAGAGGAAUGUCCAACCGACUUAUUGGAUGCGAUGAUCAGAGCCAAAUUGAAAGGAACUAGUAGUGUUGGCACAAUUCCAAAGUCAAAGUCAAAUUCCUCCACCAGGAUCACCGUCCACGACAUCGUGGAGGAAUGCAAGACUUUCUUCUUCGCCGGAAAACAGACGGUGUCGAAUCUGCUGACGUGGACGACCAUCCUCCUGGCUAUGCACCCUCAGUGGCAGGAAUUGGCACGUGAGGAGGUCUUCACUGUGUGUGGGUCACGUGAUGUUCCUGCUAAAGAUGACCUUCCAAAGCUUAAGAUGUUGGGCAUGAUCCUGAACGAAUCACUCCGGUUGUACCCUCCUUCGGUGGCGACAAUCAGGCGUCCCAAAGUUGAUGUGCAGUUGGGAGGCUACAGUAUCCCUCGUGGGACCGAGCUUCUGAUCCCGAUCAUAGCCGUCCAUCAUGAUAAAACACUAUGGGGCCAUGAUGCCACUGAAUUCAACCCCGCCCGAUUCACCCAAGGCGUGACACUAGCCACAAAGCAUCCGAUGGCAUUUAUGCCAUUUGGACUUGGACCUCGCCAAUGUGUUGGACAAAAUCUAGCAAUGUUACAGGCCAAACUAGCCAUGGCCAUGAUCUUGCAACGUUUCUCGUUUGAUCUUGGACAAAGCUACCAGCACGCACCAACGGUCCUGAUGCUUCUCUAUCCUCAGUACGGUGCACCCAUUAUCUUUCGCAAAUUGUAGACGCAUGAACUAUAAAGAGAGUCCAGUCCCUAUAUCAUAUGUGCGUGUGCCUACGAUCUGUCAUGUCUGUGUAUGCAAUGCAUCUGCAACUAUUUUUGAGAACCAAAUUGCUUUGAUUCAUCUUUCAUAAACGUUUUAUCCCCUACAUACAUUUAUAUGAUACAAAAAUUAUAUACAUUUAUAUGAUACAAAAAUUA